AUGGAAGCAAGCAAGAUUGUACCAUUUCCGCUCAUCAACCAAAACAGGCCACCUGAGCUCAUCGUCGUUGUCCUACCCGAUUUUGGGAAAGACGGCCUUCCGACCGAGCAGUCGUGCGACUGGGUCCACUCCGUUAUUCCCCAGGACGGCGCGACGGUUCAGAUCCUUCGAUUCCACUACCGCAUUGACUUCAACAGUAAAACGUCGGUAUGGCGCCAGCUCAGUGGGAAGGGGGAGGAUUUGUUAAACAUCCUAUACCGCGAGGCAUCUACAUAUGAAGCUGUGAGCAUCCUCUCGGACCCGUCUUUGCCGCUUCGAAACAGAAAAGCUAUCGAUUUAAUCGCUGGUAUAAUAUUCUUUGGGACGCCGCAUAAGAAAAAGGAUCGCGAGAAAAGCGCUCCUCGCGUAACGUGGCUCUUGAAGCACGCUGCGAAGAUGCCAAAGGGCUUCCUGGCGAAAUCAGAACUUGACUUCCUGGCACUGGUUAGCAUAUGUGAAGAUUUUGAGAAGUCCGAUAUCCAGGCUCCAGUCCUGUCGGUCUACGAGACCAAGCCUACGAAGCUGAAGGAGAGGUUUUGGUCCUCCAAGUCCGAAAUCCUUGUGGAUAGGAGCCUAGCCAUGACCUGGGCCACACAAGAGGAGCUUUUGCCGAACGAGACAAGCCACGAUAGCGUCAGCAUAUUUCAACCACAGUCAGCAAUCCACCAAGAAAUUGGCCUUCUUAUGCGGUCAGCACUGAGCAUGCGCAAGGCAGCAACGACGGGAAGCGGUCGAAAUGUGUCAAGGCCGGUAGAUCACAGAGAUCUGUGGGCGAGCACAAUUUCGCAUUCGUCUGACAGUCGUGAUCCACAGUCCAAACUAAGCCCACCGGAGGCACAUUUCGGCUCUAGUAUACCGUCCAGCUUCGAGCACAUCCCUUCUCAGGAUCCCGCUGAAUACGUCACCGAAGAGACUCUCCCGACGCGACCCUGCUGGGAGUUUGGACCUUUUGGACACGAGGAGGAAUUCGUUGGCCGGGACAAUAUUUUGGAUACCAUCGACGCUUGCUUCUUUCCAGAUGCGUCGGCUGGCGGGAACAAUACGCGUACUCUGAGCUGCUGUACGAUAAGCGGCCUCGGAGGAAUGGGCAAGACCCAGACGGCCAUUGAAUAUGCCUGGUCGCGUCGGAAGCUUUUUGACGCCAUUUUUGUUGUCCAAGCUGAUGGGGCAGCGAAUCUGUCCGAUGGCUUUGCAGACAUUGCCUCUAAGCUUGGUCUUCUGGACCUCACGGAAAAAAGCGCUGGUUCGGGGAAGGAAACUGAUAUGAUCGUGAGCCGCAGCAAGGCAAUGAAGUGGCUUUCCGCACCCAAAUUUGCCAAUUCGACCAGUGAACACGGCUCGAUCAGAACGGGCAAAGAGGUGCCAUGGCUACUCAUAUUUGAUAACGUUGAAGAUGCGUCCUUGUUGCGUGACUACUGGCCAGUAGGUAGUGAAGGCUGUAUCCUUGUGACUACUCGGGAUGAGAGAUUUGGUAGUUACCUCCGGUCGCAGACCGACAUUGCUUUGGAUCGCCUGGAUACCUCAUCUGGGGCAAAACUCCUCUUACGACUGAGCUAUCUGCCAGACAGUAAGAUCAACACACAAGACGCCUCUGCGAUCCUCGAACGGCUAGAUGGACUGCCUAUAGCGAUCCAACAGGUUGCAGCGUACAUCUUUCGCAAGUCCAUGACCCUAAAAGAGUUUCUCAAGUUGUACGAUGAGAGUCUCCUCGAGCGCGAUCCGUCCGAGGCUGCCGACAAAUCGUGGAGUCAUACCAUCGCUACUUCCUGGGCUUUAGAUGACCUCAGCAAUACGGCAACCGCGCUGGUUCGGACGUUUGCUUGUCUGUAUCCGGAUUCCAUCCAAGGAUCAGCCGAGGAACCACCGAAGGUCCAACCUUUUCUCAGGGGUUUCCCAGAAGACCGGUUUCAAUAUAUAGCUGCCCGGAACGAACUCAUUAAAGGUUCGUUAAUUAGGCUCAACAAGGAGACUGAAGUGAUCCGGAUGCACCGUCUGGUGCAAGACAUAGUGCUGGCACGCAUAACAGAUGCGCAACGGCUCGAGACGGUUGGCUUUGUGGUUAAAGUGCUGUUUGCCAGUUGGCCCACAACAAGUCAGAGCUUCGAGCACGAGGCGCGGAAUUGGAAGGUUCAAGAAGCUCUGCUCCCACACAUCUUCCGCUUGGUUGAGAUAUCGGGAAAAUAUGACUUAAACCGGCUUGAUUCUCAGGCUAAACGCAGCUUCGUUAAGUUGCUCCAAAAUGGCGGAUGGUACCUCCAGGAGCGUGGCAAUUUCGUCGAUGGCAGCCCGCUUUACGAACUGGGUAUCAAACUCUGCGAGACGGCCCCGGAAGCGAUGACUGACCUUCGCGCGGACAUCGCUUUCAACCUGGCCAAUGUUGCGAGCGAGACAAACCAGUUCAAAGCUUGUCUCAAGCACGUACGGGAACAUCUCAGGCUCCGGCUUUCCCUUGAUGCUAGCAAUUCGCUACCGAGUGCAGAUACCGGCAUUGCCUAUAGCUCACUCGGGCUAGGGUUGUUGCUGACUGGUGAUUACGAGGGAGCUGUCAAACAGUGUGAUAUAUCACUUGAAAUCUAUGGGAAGCGACCGGAGACUUUGGACGGAAGCUUCUAUCCUACAUUUCCUCAUAUACACCGAGCUCUUGCUCUGGCUGGGGCUGGACGGCCAUCUGAGGCUGAAGAUGGGCUGCUGGGCGUUCUUCGAUGGCGUGAGGAGCAGUUUGGCCCUGAUGAUGUUGAGUCUUUCAAAUUUGGAUAUGUCCAACAAUGUCUCGGCCUGAUCCUUGCACGCUGUGGAAGGCCCGAAGAUAGCAUCGUCGCGUACCGAAAAGCCUAUGACAAUUACCGAAAGACGGUCGGAACGCGGUAUCACCGAUAUGGAGCAGUGUGUGGGAAGCUUGCAGAGUAUUAUUCAUCGUUGGAUCAAUUCGAAGCAGCAGAGUACGUUAUAUAUAUACCCUAA
Molecule: messenger RNA, 3000 nt
Organism: Aspergillus viridinutans
Lineage: Eukaryota; Fungi; Ascomycota; Eurotiomycetes; Eurotiales; Aspergillaceae
Exons: 8
Coding region: 1-3000 (999 amino acids)
Molecular function (GO): protein binding
Source: RefSeq, a predicted model, not a curated record